AGUUGGCCGUGGCCGCGGCUCCACCCCCGGGGCGGGCAGCCGCUCAGCCCUGCGCCGGCGACCGCUUGCAGACGGUGGGGGACUUGAGUGGAGGUGCUGCGGAGAGCCGGGAAGAAGCAUGAUCAAGAUGAAUUGUGUCCUGCUAACCGCCUGCAUUGUUCUGCUUGCUUUCUCUAGUUCUGGUUAUGCCCUGAGGUGCUAUCACUGUGAGAACAGCCCUUCCUUGUGCAAGACCAACAGCACUUGCUUAUCAAAUGAAGAUACUUGCUUGCAGAUGAGAUUUGGUAAACUGAGAACGUCCUCCUGCUGGAAGUUGUCUCAGUGCAAUGUGAAUGAUAUUGCUGUAUUCUAUCAGUUGGAUAAUUUUGAUUACUUUUGCUGCCAGCAAGACCUGUGCAACGAGAGCACAGUUACUGGGGUUAACAAGGCAGCUUUCAGUAUCGCCUCUGUAAUGGCCAUGUUAUGGAUGCUUCUGUAGCAAUCCUGGUCCGUAUGCUGUACUUCCAAGCUGAAAUUAUACAAGAUCAUUAACUCUUCUUUCAGUUGUACUUCUUGCAUUUUCAGCUCCUAGCUGUGAGCUGAAACAAGGCCUUUUGAUUUUCAGUUCUGUUUUUUAAGGUUCCAUCUGGUAAACUGCUGUCUCCAUUCACGUGAAGGAAACCUAUAUUGUUAACAUUUUCAGGAGGUUCAGGAGUUUUGGCAUGACAUCUGCACAGGGGAAAUAACUAAUUGUGAAGUAGUGUUACUUCGUGGAGGACCUGGGCAAACCUCCGUAGGUGAUAUGGAAAUGAAGGAAUAAUGUAGGUUUUGUGAUGGAAAACUGCAAUUUCUUGUUGCCCCAUGAAUUUUAAUUAACUUUGUUUGACAUUUUGUUUCUUUUGGAUGCUACCUUUUCAUACACCAAGCGGUAGGUUUACCCUCAACGCAGAAAGUGUUGAAUCAUAACUAAAAACUUGCCGCAGUAUUCAUGAUGAAUGCUGAAGUUUUUGUUUUUAGGUGAUGCAGCCUCUUUGUUCCUAUCACUGUAACAUUUUUUUUUUUCAUUUUUACAAACCAAUAAUGUAAUGGUCAGUGCCAUUAUUUUGGAAGAAAGCAUCUAGGUUUGUUAAAAUAAAACCAAAAUAUUGCUAUUAGUGAGGAACACACCUCCUCUUUUUAUAUUUCUGUGGGCAUGCAGACUACAUAUGCUAGCUUCUUUUCUAGGCUUUAAUUUUACAGUUUAGUUUUGCUUAUAUUUUUUCUCCAAGUCUAGGAUUUAAGCUAAGCACGUGCUUUGCACUAAAUAUUUCUUGAUAUACUGAAAACUGUUUAUAAAAUGGUAAGGAAUUAAAAUGGCACAUCUAGUUUACUUUCCCGUGUAAUCAGCUUUUAUUUUUAUUGAAGCACAUGGACAGGUAAACUUAAUCCUUUAGGUUUCCAUAAAAGUAUUAAACAAAAAUUUGCAGAACUUUAUAUUUUGACCUUUAUGUGACUGUAUACAUGCCAGUCAAAAUACACAUGCAUUUAUUUAGCAUGAAGAACAACGCUCAGUCUGUAUGUGUAUGACUUCUAGAGCUUGAAUACUGCACAUUGUUCUGACUCAGUGGUGGAGACAGACCUUUGAUGCUUCCCCUGGUCUUAGGGAGCCUCUCAGUUAAGUACGAUGCCAAAUUUUCCUUUGACAACUUUGGAACUCUUAGCAUGUUCUCACAAGAGUAACGGUCCAUAGCCAAUGGCAUAUUCUCUUUUGAGGACCCUAGCUCGUGCUGUCCAGGGUGUCAGUGACACCAGCUCACUCCGUCAUAACAAAGGCAAGGGACUGCACUAUGUUACUCCAAACCAUUAUGUACUCUGCAAUGCACCUUUUGGCUAAACUUACCUUAGCUAAGAAAGCAUCCUGGGAUCUCUCUGGUCACUCAAAAUAUGAAAGCUAUGCUGUCUUUGAUUAAUAAAAAUGUGAAAAAGAAAA
Numida meleagris (helmeted guineafowl) is the source of this 1948-nucleotide messenger RNA. RefSeq names its product CD59 molecule (CD59 blood group) (gene CD59). The transcript has 4 exons. The record is from RefSeq and is a predicted model, not a curated record. Lineage: Eukaryota; Metazoa; Chordata; Aves; Galliformes; Numididae. The coding region runs from base 119 to 478 and encodes 119 amino acids.